UGAACCAAUUACUCAACUGCGAUAUGAUGAAAUCCUAUUAUUGUUUCCAAUUUUGAUAAAAUGUGCCAAUUUCGCAGCGAUAAAACAUAAAGAUCAGCGUAGGAGAUAAUAAAGACGCUACUCCGUGUAUCACUCAUCCUUUUGGUUUCGUGGCAGAGGUCACUGAUGAUAAAUUACUACCAAAACAGCAGCGGAAAAUUGAUUUGUUGAAAGCACAAAAAAAACGAAUCGUGCGAAACACAUGAAAUUAGCAGAUGUACUGUACAAUCUCUGUGACCUUGAUGGACGACCCCAGUUGGUUGGACAGAUGAUCGAGUAGCGCAAUAUUUUUUUAAUGGGCAAAGAAGGUGAUUGACGGAGUGCGAGAUCUAUAUUAUGGUUCAAAGAAGAGGACUUUGUAUUGGCCUAAUUAUUGUGCACCUUUGAGCACUAGGAUGGCGCCAAAAUCAUCCAUCACUUGUGUACAAUGUGAGAAAUCAUUUUCGACGAAGCAAGGUCUUGUCAGACAUAUUCGCAUUCAUACAGGAGAAAAACCAUUCCAGUGCAAAUUUUGUGAUAAAUCAUUUCCACAGAAGGGAAAUCUAUUGGCUCAUGGACGUAUUCACACUGGAGAAAAACCAUUCCAGUGCAAAUAUUGUGAGAAAUCAUUUUCACAGAAGAGACAUCGAUUGACUCAUGAGCGUAUCCACACAGGAGAAAAACCAUUCCAAUGCAAAUAUUGUUAUAAAUUAUUUCCACAGAAGGGAUAUCUAUUCAUUCAUGAGCGUAUUCACACUGAAGAAAAACCAUUCCAGUGCAAGUAUUGUGAGAAAUCGUUUUCACAUAAAGGAUAUCUAGUGACUCAUGAGCGUAUUCACACUGGAGAAAAACCAUUCCAAUGUAAAUAUUGUGAGAAAUCAUUUUCACAGAAGGGACAUCGAUUGACUCAUGAGCGUAUCCACACAGGAGAAAAACCAUUCCAAUGCAAAUAUUGUUAUAAAUCAUUUCUACAGAAGAUACAUCUAUUCAUUCAUGAGCAUAUUCACACUGGAGAAAAACCGUUCAGAUGUGUACAAUGUGAGAAAUCAUUUUUCUCAAAGCGGGCUCUUGUCAGUCAUAGUCAUAUUCAUGCAGGAGACAAACCAUUACAACUCAGCUUCAACUGUAAAUAUUGUCAUAAAACCUUAAAGAGUGAGUCUGGCUUACAAAAACAUAAGCGCAGCCACAAUGAUACUUCUCGUAAUACUCGCAAGGUGUCUGAUGCAAGUCCCGGCAAGGAUAAACGGUUAAAGUCAAAAAGUGGCAAAGCUAUGAAAAGUUCUCGUUCAAGGUCUCGUUGUGAGCAAACUGAUGUGGGAGAAGAUGCAGUAGUAUUAACUGGUCCUUCAAAUAGCAAUAAUUCUCCAAAUGGACAAAACCAAGUCCCUGCAUGUUCUGCGACGAAUGAAUGUUUGAUCAGCAGAGAGCCUGAGAGUGAAGUAUCAAAGUUGCCUGCUGCAGUCGGGUGUUUGGACAUGGAUAUCAAGGAUGCUGCUGCAAAAAUGACUGUUAUCGAUGGGAAUGAAACUGUUGGUCUGGGUACUGCCAAAAGUGAAGAUUAUCAAGUUUUGCGGCUGGGUGUGAAACGAGAUUUGAUUGAUCAUCAUUCUAAUCAGCUUGGAAACGUUAAAAGUGAACUCAUUGACAUGUUUGCUGCGGACCAGUCUGAUGGAAGUGAUGAACCAGCUCACACGUCUGCUACAGGGCAGUCCAGGGCUGAACUAGACAUACGUGCUGUUCAUGUUACAGAGGAGAGAAAUGUCAACAGUGGGGCCUUCAACCUGCCAUGUAACACAUCUCCUAUAGAACAGUCUAAUGUCAAAAGUGCGCCAUGUAACACAUCUCCUAUAGAACAGUCUAAUGUCAAAAGUGAGCCAUGUAACACAUCUCCUAUAGAACAGACCAAUGUCAAAAGUAAGCCAUGUAACACAUCUCCUAUAGAACAGACCAAUGUCAAAAGUGAGCCAUGUAACACAACUUCUAUAGAACAGUCCAAUGUCAAAAGUGAGCCAGGUGACACAUCUCCUAUAGAACAGACCAAUGUCAAAAGUGAGCAGUGUGACAUGUCUUUACAAGAGCAGGGUUAUAUCAUAGAGGAGGUGAGACCGUGUGAUAUGUUAGGUAACAUGUCUGCUUCUAAGCAGUCAAAUAUUAAUGGUGAGCCAUUUGACGCAUUUCCUAAAGAGGGGGCAAAUGUCAAAAGUGAGCCAAUUGCCACAUCUCCUAUAGAUCUGGGGGAUGACAUGUCUCAAGCAUUGCAUGUUAGGGUAGAGCAGGAAAACUCCAGUUGUGCACAUGAUAUUGAUAUGUCCAAGAUUGAUGAAUACAUUGCAGUGUUUGAUCGCUGGGCAGAAAUGUUGUGUGAAAAUACAGAUUAGGUCAAGAGAAUAUAACUGUUGUAUUCUCCUGUUAAAUAUCGAUGAUUCAAAAAGGCGAGCAGUCUUAGACUCAUGUGUAUGGAGAGUUUCGUUUCCUCUUUUUUAUUGGGUUUUUAGCAUGUUCGUGUAUGUAUGGAAACAGACCAUGAGAUUAAUACAUUGUGUAAAAGCUUGAGUGAAUACAACGAAAUAAACAUAUCUAAACUA
Molecule: messenger RNA, 2603 nt
Organism: Lineus longissimus
Lineage: Eukaryota; Metazoa; Nemertea; Pilidiophora; Heteronemertea; Lineidae
Product: zinc finger and BTB domain-containing protein 24-like
Exons: 2
Coding region: 435-2396 (653 amino acids)
Biological process (GO): regulation of gene expression
Cellular component (GO): nucleus
Source: RefSeq, a predicted model, not a curated record